This is a messenger RNA of Alternaria burnsii, 1989 nucleotides long. RefSeq lists its product as uncharacterized. Gene Ontology annotation, cellular component: intracellular anatomical structure. Bases 1 to 1989 code for a protein of 662 amino acids. The record is from RefSeq and is a predicted model, not a curated record. Lineage: Eukaryota; Fungi; Ascomycota; Dothideomycetes; Pleosporales; Pleosporaceae. Gene Ontology annotation, molecular function: pyridoxal phosphate binding. The transcript has 4 exons.
AUGGGAGCACUCGAGUUCAUCUGCGAUCGAAGGUUUCACCGCAGUUUCGUGGUUCCCGCGAACCCCGAGUCCAACACAUCCAAACCCUACCAUGUGUCUUACUCCGACUUUGGCGACGCCGACAGCAAGGCAAUCGUCUUGUUCUGUGGAGCCCUCUUCGGUCAGCGCUUAUGCUACGCACCCUUGGACCAAUUAGCAAAGGCCCACCAUGUCAGAAUCAUCCAUCCGGAUCGACCUGGCGUUGGUGGUAGUGAAGCUGUGGAGCCUGAGAAGCGUGUACAGACCUGGCUGGAAAUGACCCCCAAGCUUCUGGCACAUUUGAACAUCUCGCAUGUUUCGAUUGCUAGCCACAGUGGAGGCGACAUCUACCUCAUGAACUUUAUUCUCGCCUACCCACAUCUGUUGAAUCCCAAUCAUCCAUAUGUCGCUUUCUUUGCUCCAUGGGUCCAUUACUCGCAUUCGAAGAUGACGCAUCUACAGGCUACUGAGCUUCUCCCUGCUUCGUGGAUAGGAAAGUUUGGCUCAAUCGGUAGAUUCGUCAACCACAAUAUUAUUCCAGUGGUCGGCUUGAGUGGCGCAUUUGUGAAAGGGAUUUCCGCGCCACUUUCGCGUUCAGAUCCCACAACAGCUCCCGUUGCACUCACAGUGUCUGGGGCUGUCGACUCUGAAAGGCCAGAGGAUGGUCCUCACGACGUUUUCCAGGAUAUCGCACUCGACGAUCCAAAGGCUGUGGAUGACUUGCGAGAACACAUCACCAAGUUCGUCUUCGCCGAAAAUGUGGAAGGUGUCUCGGCAGACACCCAAUUGCUCCUAAAGCGCUCUGUUCCAUGGAGUACACCCGUUGUCGAGUGGGAAGAUCUCGAUGAUGCUGUGCAGCUUCUUUCGAAGACAAUUGCUGAAGAUGAUCGGCUGACGGGCAGUAACAGGGUCUGGUCUAUCGACUGCUUUCAUGGUGAGCACGACCAGUUGGUUGGUGACAAAGGGAGGGAUUGGUUCAAUGCCAUCUGGACGCCGAGCCAUAGCUAUCAGUAUCGGUCCUUAGUCAUUAAAGGCACUGAGCAUGAUUUCUUAAUGGAUCCAACUUUCGGAGCGAGCGAACAAUGGCUGCAGCGGGUCAGCGAGUCCUGGCAAACCUCGCAGCCCGACGCAGCGGCUCCUUACCCCGUUCCAACCAUGGCCGAAGACAUGCAGAUAAAUCCCCAACGCGCGAAGCAACUCGCCGAAAACAUCGCCAGCAUAACCUCGCGCAUCAACGCCGUGAGCAAAGGCGGGAAACAGGUCCGCCUCAUAGCCGUAUCUAAACUCAAACCCGCAAACGACAUCCUCGCCCUCCACCAACCCUCCAAUCCCACCCAAACCCAUUUCGGCGAAAACUACGUCCAAGAGCUCCUCGAGAAGAGCAAGAUCCUCCCCCGCUCCAUACAAUGGCACAUGAUUGGCGGUCUGCAGUCGAACAAGUGCAAGCAGCUGGCUGAGCAGAUACCAAAUCUGUGGUGCGUGUCCAGCGUAGACAGCGAGAAGAAGGCGAAUGAACUGGAGAAGGGAAGGAAAGCUUUGGUCGAAAAGGAUGGGGACAAGGUAGAGGGGAAGUUGCGCGUCAAGGUGCAAGUCAAUACCUCAGGUGAAGAAGCGAAAUCUGGCGUCGAGCCCUCGGAUACACUGUCUCUCUGCCGGCACAUCAUAGACAAGUGUCCGCAUCUCCAGCUCUCUGGUCUAAUGACCAUUGGUGCGAUUGCGAGGAGUAAGGAGACGACUGCGGAAAACGAGAAUGAGGAUUUCGUCGCGUUGAAGGAGACGAGGGAUCAGGUUAUCAAGGAGCUGGGUCGGGGAGAGGAGCAAUUGGAGUUGAGUAUGGGCAUGAGUGCAGAUUUUGAGGGUGCGGUUAAGAUGGGGAGUGAUGAGGUCAGGGUGGGAAGUCAGAUUUUUGGAGAGAGGCCGCAGAAGAAGGAUGCUGUCAUCAAGGAGAAGGAGGCACAGGAAAAGAGCUAG